Drosophila willistoni is the source of this 1886-nucleotide messenger RNA. RefSeq names its product glycosyltransferase-like domain-containing protein 1-like. The record is from RefSeq and is a predicted model, not a curated record. The transcript has 2 exons. Gene Ontology annotation, molecular function: glycosyltransferase activity. NCBI's taxonomy places the organism in Eukaryota, Metazoa, Arthropoda, Insecta, Diptera, Drosophilidae. Bases 131 to 1282 code for a protein of 383 amino acids.
CAUAGUCAACACACUGGCUGAUUGAAAUUUCUUGCCCAGGCCAGGGUUAAGGCAAAGGCAUUUGAAUUUUUGUUGUUAUUUGUAUUAUUAUUGCUGCCCCUGCUGCUGAUAUAGUUUCCAUAGUGUCCUGAUGGGGGACGGGGACAACAUGUCGUCAUCCGCAUCUUGUGGCAAGCCAAAGAUAAUUAUCAUUGAACCCUUCUACGGUGGCAGCCAUAAGCAAUUAAUUGAAACUCUAGUUGAGUGUCUCAAUCCCACCGAUUAUGAGAUCUUUACUCUACCGGCAUCCAAAUGGCAUUGGCGUGCACGCACAUCGGCUCUGUAUUUCUCUCAACUGAUACCCCCAGAGCAUGAGUACAAAGUCCUAUUCACCAGCUCUGUGCUUAAUCUGGCCGAGCUAAUUGGAGUGCGCCCCGAUCUGGUCAGUUGUCGUAAAAUAGUCUAUUUUCAUGAGAAUCAACUUGUAUAUCCGGUGCGUGAGGUCAAGGAGCGUGAUUGUCAAUAUGGUCUAAAUGAAAUACUCACCUGCCUGGCCGCCGACAUUGUGCUCUUCAAUUCGAAUUUCAAUCGCUCUUCGUUUCUGGACAAUGUGCAACCAUUUCUAAAUAUACAGCCCGAUUUCAAAUUGAAACAUAUACGCGAACGUAUCGAAAAGAAAUGCCAAGUGCUCUAUUAUCCCAUCAAGUUUCAUGCCUUUCCCAACAAACGUCACAUUUCGCCUGCAUCUACGUCCCUAUCAGCCACGCCGAUGGAGCAGUCGUGUCUGCAUUUAAUUUGGCCCCAUCGAUGGGAACACGAUAAAAAUCCCAAACUCCUGAUGGAAGUUCUCAUGGAGCUAAAUAAACGUCAAGUUGACUUUAAGGUAACCAUAUGUGGCGAAAGCUAUUUAGCUGUACCCGAAGCCUUUGAGGGUAUACGUGAGAAACUUGGCUCGAAACUAAUCAAUUAUGGCCAUUUAACUCGCGAGGAUUAUGUAAAAACUUUACUCACCGGCGAUGUAGUCAUCUCAACAGCUGGUCAUGAAUUCUAUGGUGUGGCCAUGCUGGAGGCCACUUAUUGCGGUUGCUAUCCCAUUGCCCCCAAUAAGCUUGUUUAUCCAGAGAUUUAUCCCAAGGAAAAUCUAUAUAAUACAUCCAACUCGUUAAUUAAAAUGCUAUAUAAUUGGUGUCGUAAUCCCGAGGCGUUUCGUCGCCAUCGUGAUAAAUUCUUUGAUUAUUUUAGUUUUGAUAGAUAUUCAGCUCAACAUUUGGUUCCCAAAUAUCUGGACAAAAUGCGCAUUUAGAUAUCCACUUUGGAAUUGUGCAACAUAUGUAGAUAUAAGAUUCUUUUUGGUGGGACUUGUUUUCAUUAUAUAAUAAUCCUCUUGAGAUCGAUAUAUUUGUUACUUGACACACAAUGGAAUGACCAAUUUACUAAAAACAAUACAAAUAAUAACUGAUAAUAAGAUAUCAUCGUUUAGCCGUAAAUGUAGAUACCCAUCAUCAGCUCUUAUCCAGUAACUCGAAAUUCGUUUCAUUUCUAAAAUUGUUGACUUUAUAUAUGGAAAUCAUUGUUGAUGUGUCAUAUUCUGUAUAAGAUUUUUGCCGGGAAGAAUGUUUUCAAUUUUUAGAUCAUAAGUUCAAAAUUGUCUAUGUUAUGCUAAGAUUCCUGUUUUCUUUUAUAUAUAUAUAUAUGUAUAUAUAUAUACGAACAUGUGUUCUAUUGAUAAUGCUCCCGCGUUUAGUUCGAAUCAAGCACCAAUUAUUCUAAUUUAAUUACCUUAAACACAAAAUGGAACAAAGUAUCCAUGCUAUUUUCGCACAGGAACAAUGUUAGUUAGAUUAUUGUUUCCCAUACGCAUAAUGUGUGUAUGGCAUAAAAUAUAAAAUAAAAGGAAUGAAAAUAUA